AUGAAACGAAUGUUAGUUUUGCUUUCGAUACUUCUGACCGUCGUCAGUAUCCGUCACAAUGUUAAAAUGCCGGAGAAAGGGAAUCGAAUGCUGAUGCACCGCCGAUUAGGCAAUCGAGAAGUCGGCCAGAGAGUGUGUUAUGAACUUCUUGGAUGUUUCUCUGAUCGUCAACCUUUGGCACUAAAACGUCCACCACAAUCGCCAAAUGUAAUUAAGACUCAGUUUCACUUGUACACUCGUGAAAAUCGUGAUGAACCCGAAGUACUCGCCUACGGUGAUAAACUUUACUCGAUGAACCAUUCAAAGUUCAACGCAAGUCGUAAACUCAAAGUCAUCAUCCACGGUUUCAAGGGUAGUGGUAACAACAACGAAGCUCUCGAAGGAGUUCAUGCUUUUCUGGACUUGGAAGACGUUAAUGUAGUGAUAGUUGACUGGGCUAAAGGAGCAGGAUCAACUUAUGGUCUUGCCGUAUCUAACGUCGAACUCGUUGGAAGACAAUUAGGUCUUAUUCUACUCGAUGCAGUUCACAUGGGUAUUCUCCCAUCGAAUAUGCAUUUAAUAGGAUUCAGCUUGGGUGCUCACGUAGCUGGUUGCGCAUCUGAAGUUUUGAAAAGACAUGGACUUCUCAUAGGACGUAUUACUGGAUUAGAUCCAGCGUCGCCUUUUUUCCGUGUUCAUCUGUUCCGAGAAAAAGCAAGAAAGUUAGAUUCAUCAGACGCGAGACUUGUUGAUGUAAUACAUACCGAUGGCUCAGCAGAUUUUGCCGAUGGCUUUGGUCUAUUAAAACCGAUUGGUCAUAUAGAUUUUUUUCCGAAUGGUGGGAGACAACAGCCUGGUUGUAACGAUAUAAAAAAUUCGGUUGUGGUGUCACAUCUCAACGAGGACAGCCUUGACAUUCAUAUAGCCUGCAGUCAUGUGCGCUCGUGGUUCCUGUUCGUGGAGAGCCUUCGAAGUCAAUUUGGCACGUGUCAAUUCUCAAGCUGGUCAUGUAAACGACGUUUUGGUAGUUACGUCGCUGGCUCAUGUUUCCCACCUGAGGAUAUUGUUGCUGCGCCAGAGAUGGGUUAUGCAGCAAAUAAAGGACCUUACGGUCAAUUUUAUUUAACAACUAGAGCCGAACCACCAUAUUGUGGAUAUCCACUGCGGGCUGCUGUAAAAGUUGCUAAUGAUGAAUUCAGGCCAAAGGGCAUACUAUGGGUAACAAUGGAAAGUGGAGGAUCGAAUACAACCUUCAGAGUUAUUUGCGAUCAAGGAGCGUUACCACCUUUAUCAAGUUUAAGUAACCGAAACAGUUUACAACCUACAUUCUACGACAUUGAAGCCACAAACUUCGGAACUUUCGCUGCAAAUGCCAGUAACGUCUUAGUCAGAGUUAUAUUUGAAGCCGAAGAUGUGCCCGAGGCGGAAUACUCCAAGGUCUUAUUCGUUGAAAAAUUAUCUCUUGAAGACAGAAGAGGCCACAGGUGGGAACUUUGUGCUAAAAACUUAGGCUUAGGCGCUGAAGAACAAGUUUUAAUGUUGAAAGAGGAGAUCUGUUCGUUGUGAUAAUUAUUUACACCGAG
This is a messenger RNA of Phymastichus coffea, 1562 nucleotides long. RefSeq names its product pancreatic triacylglycerol lipase-like. The coding region runs from base 1 to 1545 and encodes 514 amino acids. Gene Ontology annotation, molecular function: triacylglycerol lipase activity. The record is from RefSeq and is a predicted model, not a curated record. Lineage: Eukaryota; Metazoa; Arthropoda; Insecta; Hymenoptera; Eulophidae. Gene Ontology annotation, biological process: lipid metabolic process. The transcript has 7 exons.